AUGGAAAGUGAAGAAGCCGACUCCACCAUCCAAGCAGAGGUCGAUGUCCUCAUGUUCGAUUAUCUUCUCUGCACAACAAUUGACCAACUCCUAUGCCACGGAAGAGCGAGGGUGGAAGGGCAGAAGCCAGAAGACCAUAAUAUCGAGUGGUACCUGAGAACCAUUCAAACAACCAGAGCAGUGUUGUUGGACCCAAAUAGUCUUCCGGAUGACAUAUGUACCAAAGACCGACUGCUGAAUUUUGCCGUGAUAUUCUGUCGCCGGUAUGCCUUACUACAGAACGGCGCUGCGGAAGCAACUGCCCUGUUCCUACUGGCCAACUUUCUCGCGCUCUGCGAAGGACCAGGGGAGAGCUGGCCCGAGCUCAAAGAUGCCAUCUUAGCUCACCUGAUUAUGGCGGCCGCAAAAGAGGAGCUUGCGGCGACCGGCAUUCCGUCAACCCCGGGCUACGACGAGUGUAUUAACCGCGUACACAAGGUCAUAGAAGAAAAAUCAACGGCGAAGGGACGACAAGGGCACCUGAAAUACUUCCAGCCACCUCGCGGUUUGUCGCUAGAGGUUCAUCUAAGGAAUAUAUCAAACGGACUGCCUGCAGCUCAGCUUGCACGUGCAGUGAUUGAUUACCUGGCCAACUUAAUGCAAUCGCUAGAUCCACCCAUACUGCUGCAAUUAGAGAGAGGGAAACUGGGUGGGCUUACCCGCGAAGAGACCAGGCAGUUGAAAGAAAGAAUAGGACUUUGA
Molecule: messenger RNA, 741 nt
Organism: Aspergillus japonicus CBS 114.51
Lineage: Eukaryota; Fungi; Ascomycota; Eurotiomycetes; Eurotiales; Aspergillaceae
Exons: 2
Coding region: 1-741 (246 amino acids)
Source: RefSeq, a predicted model, not a curated record